Molecule: messenger RNA, 1587 nt
Organism: Solanum verrucosum
Lineage: Eukaryota; Viridiplantae; Streptophyta; Magnoliopsida; Solanales; Solanaceae
Exons: 1
Coding region: 1-1587 (528 amino acids)
Molecular function (GO): protein dimerization activity
Source: RefSeq, a predicted model, not a curated record
AUGACUUCUCCAAUGAUUCAAAAAGAUAUUGUGAGUGCAUGUAAGAUAGAGACCGUUAAAGCUAUUCUUGACGAAUUAAAUGGUGACUACUUUGCUUUACUAGUUGAUGAAUCCUUUGAUGUGUCACGCAAGGAGCAAAUGGCUAUCGUAUUUCGUUAUAUUGAUAGAAUGGGAUUUGUAAUGGAGCGACUUAUUGACAUUGUUCGUGUUGAAGAUACUAGUGCUUCAUCUUUAAAGGAGGCAAUUUUUAAUUUACUUGCUCAACAUUCUUUGAGUCCAUCAAGUGUGCGUGGACAAUGUUACGAUGGGGCAAGUAAUAUGCAAGGUGAGAUCAAUGGCCUUAAAAUGUUGAUUAGACGAGAAAGUAAAUCGGCUCAUUCAAUCCAUUGCUUUGCUCAUCAACUUCAACUAACUCUUGUUGGGGUCUCUAAAAAGUGUGUUGAAGUGGGAAAACUUGUAGUAUUGAUCUCAAAUAUUUUUAAUGUAUUGGGAUCUUCUUUUAAGCGUAUGGAUAAUUUACGAGAUUCUCAAAAAUCAACAAUUCAAGUGGCAUUAGAUAUGGGUGAACUUACAACCGGUAGGGGCUUGAAUCAACAUCUUGGUCUUUCAAGAGCUUGUGAUACUCGUUGGGGAUCUCAUUAUAAAUCUUUUAACAAUUUUAUUAUUAUGUUUGGCUCUAUUCUUGAGGUUCUUGAAUCACUUGCUCUUGAUGCAAGAAGUAUGGAUGAAAGAGCCAAGGCAAUGGGACAUCUUGAAGCUUGUCAAACAUUUGAGAUUGCGUUUAUGUUGCAUUUGAUGAGAGACGUCUUAGCAAUCACAAAUGAGCUUAAUAAAUGCUUACAAAAAAAAGAGCAAGAUAUUGCAAAUGCCAUGCUACUUGUUGAAGUAGCAAAGAGAAGGUUGCAAGUCUUAAGAGAUAAUGAAUGGGAUUCUCUUAUUGCCAAGGUAUCUACAUUUUGUAUCAAACAUGAUGUUUUGAUACCUAACUUUGAGGAGCCAUAUGUUAGCUCUUUAAGAUCACGGCGAAAACUUGCUAACUAUACAAUCUUACAUCAUUAUCGUGUUGAAGUGUUUUGCAAUAUCAUUGAUUGGCAACUUCAAGAACUUAAUGAUCGUUUUGAUGAGGUGACUACCGAUUUGCUUCAUGGAAUUGCUUGCUUGAAUCUAAUUAACUCAUUUUCAAGUUUUGACAUAAGAAAAGUAAUGAGAAUGGCUGAAUUAUAUCCAGAUGACUUUGAUGAAUCCAAUAUGAGUAUUCUUGAGAAUCAACUUGCAAGUUACAUUGUUGAUGUUCGUGAUGUUGAUGAAAGGUUCUCCGAUCUAAAUGGGCUUUGUGAUCUUUCCAAAAGAUUAGUUCAGACAAAGAAACAUUCAAAUUAUCCUCUUGUAUUUCGCUUAGUUAAACUUGCUCUACUUUUACCAGUUGCCACUGCCUCCAUUGAAAGAGCUUUUUCGGCAAUGAAGUUUAUCAAGAAUGACUUGCGGAGUCAAAUGAGUGAUGAUUUUUUUAGUGGUUGUUUGGUGCCUUAUUUAGAAAAAGAUGUAUUUGAUAAGAUUUCUAAUGAUGUUAUUAUUAAGACAUUUUAA